AUGGGCAGUGCCCAUGUCAUCCUGCCAGGAUGGCUGUGCUCCACAAAGGUCUCCUCGCUCAUCGAGAGGAUCUCUGACCCCAAGGACUUGAAAAAACUUCUCAGGACCCGGAAUAAUGUAUUGGUGCUUUACUCCAAAUCCGAGGCUGCAGCUGAAAGUCAUCUCAGGUUACUGUCCACUGUGGCCCAGGCAGUGAAAGGACAAGGCACCAUCUGCUGGGUGGACUGUGGUGACACAGAGAGUAGAAAAUUGUGCAAGAAGAUGAAAGUUGACCUGAGCCCAAAGGACAAAAAGGUCGAAUUAUUCCAUUACCAGGACGGUGCAUUUCACACUGAAUAUAACCGAGCUGUGACAUUUAAG
This is a messenger RNA of Myotis davidii, 360 nucleotides long. RefSeq names its product protein disulfide-isomerase A5-like. Lineage: Eukaryota; Metazoa; Chordata; Mammalia; Chiroptera; Vespertilionidae. The annotation marks the transcript as partial. The record is from RefSeq and is a predicted model, not a curated record. The transcript is spliced from 5 exons.